UACAUGCAAACCAGACAGGGACACGCUGCAGCAACAGCAGCAAACUCACUCUCUUGCUCCUGAGAAAUAUACGGUGGAAUGGGACCUCAGUAUUUCCCUGGUCGGACGGUGUUGUUCAGAAGGGAAGCCAAUGGCGUCACAUUCAGGAUUCCUGCCCUGCUGUACAUUCCCAGCUCCACCACCUUCCUGGCCUUCUCUGAAGAGCGGCUGAGCCCCAACGAUGCAGAGGCCAACCUGCUGGUGCUCCGGAGAGGCACCUUCUACCGGAACUAUGUGGAGUGGGAGGACAUGAGAGCCCUGUACCCUGCUUACCUGAAGAAUCACAGGUCGAUGAACCCCUGCCCAGUCUUUGAUGAGUUCACCGGCACUGUCUUUCUGUUCUUCAUCGCGGUGCUGGGAAACAUCCCCGAGUCGUUCCAGCUCAUCACAGGGAAGAACGUCACACGGCUCUGCUACAUCUCCAGCCCCGACCACGGCCGCACCUGGAGCCCAGUCACCGACCUCACUGACAGAACCAUCAGAGACUCCAUCAAGGAAUGGGCUACAUUUGCACUGGGCCCAGGUCAUGGGAUCCAGCUCAAAUCUGGCCGUCUCCUAAUCCCAGCGUAUGCCUACCACAUCGACUGCAAAGAAUGCUUCGGCAAGAUCUGCACCACCACCCCUCACUCCUUCACCUUCUACAGCGACAACCAUGGCAAGAGUUGGCGAUUCGGGGAGUUCGUGCCCAACUUGGAGACGGUGGAGUGCCAGCUUGUCUCUGUUGAUGAGGAAGACGGCACUAAUACAUUGUACUGCAAUUCCAGGAGUCCUUUGGGCUACAGGGUACAGGCCCUCAGCAAGGAUGAUGGGGCUGUGUUUCUGGAGGGACAGCUGGUGCAGAAGCUGGUGGAGCAGCCCCACGGGUGUCACGGAAGUGUAGUUGGAUUUCCGGCCCCCAUUCUCGAGUGUGGUGACACCCAAACAGCAGAUCCCCCAAAUGGUCCAGUUCGUUCGUUGAGUGCUAUCCAUGGAUGUCGUCCAUCUCAGAACGGAACACCUCCCCUUCCCGGUACAAACUUUCUGCCCCCAACCUGGGUUAUUUACUCCCACCCCAGCGACCCAAAUGCCCGUGUCCAACUGGGCAUCUACCUCAGCACCUUUCCCAGGGACCCAGACAGCUGGUCUGAGCCGUGGGUCAUUUACGAGGGCCCAAGUGCCUACUCAGACCUGGCGUAUGUGGAGCUGCCGUCUACAGAAGCGACCCACAAUGACCCCCCUGCUGUGGCCUUUGCCUGCCUCUUUGAAAAUGGCUCCAAGUCGCCUUAUGAGGAAAUUUCGUUCAGUAUUUUCACCCUUUAUGAACUGAUUAACAACAUUCCCAAGAAAUCGGACCUGAGUCACAGAGCUCUGAAGCCCACUAAACUGCGGAAUUAUUGUGUGGUGGCAUAGCUGUUUGCUGAGUCUUUCUCGAGGUGUGUUGCAGGGAUAAUACAGAGCCACCUGUUCUGUACCUCUUCUCUGUUUCAACCUUGAUCUGUUGUUGAAAGUGUAACCCUGUUACAAUUCUUGUGUACAGAAGGCAAUGGGAUUAAGAAAUGAGUGUUAACAGGAAGUACCGCCUUGAUUGACUUUAGAUACCCUGAGAAGGAGAUGAGAUCGUCCAUCUGGUGAAAGUCGCAUGGGGAACUCGAGAUUCUUGAUUGCUGGACUAACUAAAGUUUAUCUCACUCUGAAAAGUUUUGCACUCUUUAUUCAAGAAGUCUUUAGACCAGAGACCGAUGACGAUUUUCUUUUAAAGAAGGGAAAAAAAACCCUGGUUGGGUUUUUUUUUCUGGAGUUGAAUUCUCCUGCAAAGGAGUGGCGAGCCUACCUUAUUGAAGAUACACUGAAGAUUUCUACCCUGAAAUUUACUUUUUUCCUUUUCCUGGAUUUUUUCUUUUGGAUUUCAAAGGACUGUUUUCAUUCUUCUCGAAGUUCUACAGAGUGGUAGGAACAUCGACUCACACUACAUACACACCAACAAGGACAUUGGUUUUAAUUAGAACUUCUUAUUUCAAACUAAUUAUUUUAGAUAAGAGGUACUGAAUAUAUGUUUAUAUGGUACACCUUUCUGUCUUAAUAAAUGUAUGCCAGCUAUUUGAAAAAACACACACUGAAUAUUCUUUUGUUAAUUUCUAGUUAUACUAACCGCUCAUACGAACCUAGAAUUAGAUGUAGCCAAAGGUGGGUUACAAAAGGAACAUGCAAAGGGCUUUUAGAAAUAACAUCAAAACAGCCCAGAAGCAUUUUUUUAAUUGUUUAUUUAAAAAAUAGAUUCAAAAGUGAUGUACAGACAUUUUACCCACUUCUGGCCAUUGAGUAUUGGGUUAAUAGAUAUCUAUGUAAAAAAAAACACAUGAUUUCCCACUGAAUUGUAUAUUUCAUUAUCUGCACAAAUUAAUACUAAUUAUUUUUAGUGAACCAAUGUCUGUACAUUAUCAUUCUUUCUUAAUCUCCAGAAACAUUUGAAUUCCAAAUUGUAACACUUUACAAUAACUAAUGAGAAGUAAAAUAUUAAUUUGAUAUAAUAUGACUCAAAAUUAAAACAAAGGAUACACACAAGUAUAGUGUGUGUCCCAACAGAUUGUAGCUGGUGAUAUGCAUAGGCUGUGUAUAGAAGCUAUAAUCUGUAUGUGUCCAUUUCACAUCUCAAUACAACUCCAUGAAACAGUUAGCAAUGCGAUAUCUCAGCCAGGGAUGAAUGCCCACCACAAAAAAAUGGAAACCAUUGUGUUUAAAUUGGAUUCUCUGCUAUUAACUAGGUUCAAAUCUGAAUAACUUUACUCAAUUUUAACUCCUAAAUACACCAGAUUGUAAAAAAUGAGUAUGUUGUAUGUAGAUCUGAAUAAAAAUAUUCUGUUAAUAAAAGGCAGGAGAUACAGACAUGAACAAUGUUAAGUUUCAUUACAAACCCUGUCUUCUUUCAUGUGAAAAAUACAAAAACAGAAAAAGAGUCACACCAAACAGAGAGAACGUCACUGGUGGACACCU
This is a messenger RNA of Acipenser ruthenus (sterlet), 3009 nucleotides long. RefSeq names its product sialidase 4 (gene neu4). The transcript is spliced from 4 exons. Gene Ontology annotation, molecular function: exo-alpha-sialidase activity. The coding region runs from base 79 to 1428 and encodes 449 amino acids. Lineage: Eukaryota; Metazoa; Chordata; Actinopteri; Acipenseriformes; Acipenseridae. Gene Ontology annotation, cellular component: cytoplasm; membrane; lysosome. The record is from RefSeq and is a predicted model, not a curated record. Gene Ontology annotation, biological process: ganglioside catabolic process; oligosaccharide catabolic process.